Molecule: messenger RNA, 948 nt
Organism: Cryptococcus wingfieldii CBS 7118
Lineage: Eukaryota; Fungi; Basidiomycota; Tremellomycetes; Tremellales; Cryptococcaceae
Product: mitochondrial protein required for respiration
Exons: 4
Coding region: 1-948 (315 amino acids)
Biological process (GO): mitochondrial respiratory chain complex IV assembly
Cellular component (GO): membrane; mitochondrion
Source: RefSeq, a predicted model, not a curated record
AUGUCUGCCCCGGUUUCGUCUUUCCGCACUCUCCUCGCCUCUUCUUCCAGAUCCCUACGCCCCACCCUGAAACCGCGCAUCCAAAUACGACCAUCCUCGUCCUCCUCCUUCCCUCCCCCGACCGGCCCCAGAUUCACCACCGCCAAGCCCAAAUCAGAAUGGAAGAAGCCAACCACUAUCCUGUUAAUAAUGGUUCCUUUUGUGACGGGAUACUUGGGCUGGUGGCAGAUCCAGAGACUGAGAUGGAAGCUCGAUCUGAUCGACGAGGUGGACAGAAAUAUGGAGAAACCGCCGAUGCUGCUACCUAGCCAUAUCAAUCUCGCUGCUAUUCCCGACUUCUCCUUCCGCCGCGUCCUCGUCAAAGGUCAAUUCUCUGGCCCUCCCAUCCUGCUCGGCCCUCAUACCUACGACGGUAUCGCCGGCUACCAUCUCAUCCUCCCAUUCCACCGCUCAGACGGCGGCUCCACCAUCCUCCUCAACCGCGGCUUCAUCACCACCACUCGCGCUACUGCUAUCCGUAAUCGCUCGCAGUCUGUCCCAGGCUUGACAGCCGACGGGCAAUCGACAGGGGAGGAAGUCGUCAUUGAGGGGUUGCUGCCAAAGACGGGCGAGAAGAGUGGUUUUACCCCGGACAACAAGCUGGAAACGAAUGAGUGGUUCUGGAAAGACGUGGAUUUGAUGGCGGAAGUGGCAGGGGGGUCUGAGCAGAAUGUGCAGCCGGUACUCGUCGAUGCCAUCGCUGAACCUGAGAUAUCACCCACACUCCUCAUGCAGCAGGGUACCCCCGUCGGUAGACCGCCCGUUGUCGAGCUCCGAAACCAACACGCCCAAUACGCCGCUAUCUGGCUUUCUCUGUGCGCGUCAACAACAGUCAUGGUUGGGUGGAUCCUCACCAAGGGCCGCGCAGGAGGGAAAGGCUCGGCAGGGAAGAGACCGAAAUUGUACUAG